Australozyma saopauloensis is the source of this 1227-nucleotide messenger RNA. RefSeq names its product lysophosphatidylcholine acyltransferase (gene TAZ1). The transcript has a single exon. Gene Ontology annotation, cellular component: mitochondrial membrane. Bases 1 to 1227 code for a protein of 408 amino acids. Gene Ontology annotation, biological process: inner mitochondrial membrane organization; cardiolipin acyl-chain remodeling. The record is from RefSeq and is a predicted model, not a curated record. Gene Ontology annotation, molecular function: 1-acylglycerophosphocholine O-acyltransferase activity. Lineage: Eukaryota; Fungi; Ascomycota; Pichiomycetes; Serinales; Metschnikowiaceae.
AUGUCUUUCACAGACGUUCUCAAAAGAGGCGAAGACUUUCUCGAGGAGUAUCCGCGACGCUCAUGGUGGUGGAACUAUGCCUCACAUGCCACCUGUUUGGGUAUGAUCCUCGGAUCAAAGAUGUUUCUCAAUCUAUUGUACAACCCACAGGUCAACAACAUCGAGAAGUUGGAGGCGGCAUUAGGCAAGGCCCGGGCGGAGAAUAGAUCGCUUCUCACAGUGAUGAAUCAUAUGUCGGUCGUUGACGAUCCCUGCUUCUACGCCAUGUUGCCAAUGAGAUUUCACACCGAUAUUGAUACUAUACGGUGGGGGUUUGGUGCACAUAACAUCUGCUUCUCGACUCCAUCUCUCUCUGUUUUCUUCAAUUUAGGACGUAUCAUGGGCACAAAGCGGUUUGGAGAGGGUCCGUUCCAGGGCUCGCUCGAUGCCGCCAUUAGAAUCUUGAGUCCUGACGACACUCUCGACUUGGAGUUUAGCAGCUUGGCAAGCGAGCGUCAGAAACCCACACUCAUUCAAGAGGUAAAUAGUGUAGCUGGAAUUGCGCCAGAAUCUGUAAAUAAGUUGGUCAAGAAGGUCCUGCCAGGACCUGAGACUACAUCCAUUCUCAUGUCCAAGUCCCCUUUUGUCAGAUCGAAAACCUCCUGGUUCCAUGUCUUCCCAGAGGGGUUCGUCUUACAAUUGAAGGAGCCCAAUCAAAACAGCAUGCGUUAUUUCAAAUGGGGAGUCUCCCGUUUGAUUUUGGAGAGUACUCGAACACCAGUGGUGUUGCCCAUCUUCGGCUAUGGGUUCGAGAAGAUAGCUCCAGAGGAUCUUGAUCAUGGUGCUCUGCGUUGGCUUCCUCAAAAUUUGGGUGCAGAUGUUCAAAUCACAUUUGGCGAUCCUAUCCCAGACGAACAACUCGAAGACUAUCGUCUCAAAUGGAGAGCCUUGUGUGACAAGUAUCCAAACAAAGAGAACCCCAAUGACCUAUCGGCUGAACUCCAGAAUGGUAAGGCUGCCCAGCUGCUUCGUAGUGAGCUCGCGGCGCUUCUCAGGCUGCAUGUGCUUCAGAUCAGAGAGUCACUUGGCAGAUUCCCCCCCGAAGACUCCAAGUUUGCCAGCCCUGCUUUUUGGAAGGAGUACACCAAUUCCGAAGGUGCUAGUGAUCCACUGGUCGAGUUCAUCGGACUGAACUGGGCCAUCAGACGCCUUCAGAAACAUCUCCCAGACUAUGAGGACAAACUGUGA